AUUAAAGUUGAUAAAGAGAUAUAAGGAGAGAGACAGUGGUCCAGCUUAGUCCAUGGCUGACCGACUUUGAGAUAAGCCGUGUAAUAUAAGGGGAAGUGAGAGCUUAGUCUAUGGCUGACCGACGUUGAGAUAAGCCGUGUAAUAUAAGGGGAAGAGAGAGAGGAAUCGAAUUAUUCUCUCUAGCUAGCUUUCUUUUGCUCAUUGGUUUUCUUUUCAAGUUUCAGGGUACUGUCUUGGAGCAACUAUUGCAGAUAGUUUUCUUCCGGUUUAGCUAGUUUAGGACACACCCAGUAUCUUUAGAUUCUGUCCCAGAUGAUGUCUGAAGAUGGGCUUUCAGUUCCUUCCACAGUGAGAGGGUUUGUUCAACAACCAAACUCAAACCCUAACCCUAACCCUAACUCGAAUCUAGUCAAGAAAAAGAGAAGUUUACCAGGAACACCAGAUCCGGAUGCGGAAGUUAUUGCUUUGUCCCCAAAAUCUUUAAUGGCCACAAAUCGAUUUAUAUGUGAAAUUUGUAAUAAGGGUUUCCAGAGGGACCAGAACUUACAACUUCACCGGCGCGGCCACAAUCUUCCAUGGAAGCUCCGGCAAAGAACAAACAAAGAAGUUAGAAAAAAGGUGUACGUUUGUCCGGAGAAGACCUGCAUGCACCACGAUCCGUCGAGGGCGCUUGGAGACCUCACCGGAAUAAAGAAGCACUAUAGCCGAAAGCACGGAGAGAAGAAGUGGAAGUGUGACAAAUGUUCGAAGAAAUAUGCAGUGCAGUCAGAUUGGAAGGCCCAUAGCAAGAUUUGUGGGACUCGAGAGUACAAAUGUGAUUGUGGAACACUCUUUUCCAGGAAGGACAGCUUCGUAACUCAUAGAGCUUUCUGUGAUGCUUUGGCCGAGGAAAAUGCAAGAUUCACUUCAGUUUCAGCUGCCAAUUCAAACUUCAAACAUGAUUUCAUCAAGGGGACAGUUAUCAAUCGUCCACUAGCUGGAAUACCCCAAUUUUCCACAGCCUUUCCACCUGAAUUUGCUGGCUCGGAAUCUACCGGCAAUUUUAUUGCAGAUCAAGGGCAAAAGCCAAAGCUGCCACCAUGGCUAGACCAUGCCAAUCAUCACCUAACUCCAUUUCGAAUUGCAAAUAGUUCUAAUGCUUACUUAGCAGCAGGCCUGACUAGCUUGCCCGAAAUGGUUUCAACAGCAUCUAUGAAUAUGUAUGGAUCCACAUCUCAGACGCAUGAGUGGUUAAGCACGUACCCAGAAGCAUGCUUUCCAAGUGCCAAUCUAUCUGUAUCUCCAUUGCCAAGGGUACUAAAGGAGGAAGAUGUGAACGAAGGAAAUUUGAGUGCAGAAAACAUAGCUAAUUUGUUUUCUAAUAGCCAGAAUCAUCAACAACAGGGUCCAACUCACAUGUCAGCCACCGCACUUUUGCAGAAAGCAGCCCAAAUGGGAUCUACAAGGAGCAACCCUGCAUUCAAUGGCACUGACUUUGGCUUAAUGAGCUCAUCUCAUAAUUCAAAUGUGCCAAACAAUAGAAAUGAAGUUCAGAAAUUCUUCAGACAACAAAAUCAAGCUGAUAACCUGAAGGAAUUGAUGAGUUCUCUCCCUCCUUCAACUCCAAUCACCACAACAGUAGUCGGGUCACUGUUGGUUAAUUCAAACUCAAGCGCAAUUUUGGGAAACCAAAAGAGUUUGGAGCAUAUUCAAAUCUCGAAAAAGGCGAAGCAAGACCAGCCAACUUCGGGAAAGCUCCAUGCCCGUUCUAUGGAAGCUGAUCAACAUAAUUUAACGAGAGAUUUUCUAGGCGUUGGAGGUCAUGCAAGUAGACCGUUCUCGCAACAAGAGCUUGCCAAGUUUGCUUCAAUGGGUGCCGCCAUGGACUUGAGCCAAUACAGCGGGCAUCACCGAGCUCCAUAAAAGGUAAGCCCCUUGUACAACACCGAUAUAAUUAAUUAUACAUGAAACUAGUCUAUGAUAGCAUAAAAAGGUCAUUAGAUUAGGUGAUUAUGAGUUGCACCCGGCCCGUGGAAGCAAGCGAGAGAGAGAGAGAGAGGUCUUCUGAGUAGAUCUGCAGGGAAGAGGGGGCUCACUGCGUGUUGGAGGAGAGAUGGACAUGGCCAUCGGAGGGCGAGCAUCGGGGCCCCUCCAUGCAGGUGAUAGUAAUUUCCUUUUACUUUUUUCCCGAGGUGGACAAAAAAACAUUGUGCGACUCCACACUCGCUCGUGAACCUUUUUCUGUACGUUACUGCCUCCCAUAUAUAUAUUGCCAUUUCAACUGUGAUGAAUGUGAACAUUUUCCAGUACUGUGAAUUUCAAAUAUAAAUAAAAAGGUCGCCUAUCGAUCUCA
Messenger RNA from Juglans regia (Persian walnut), 2332 nucleotides. Its product is annotated as zinc finger protein BALDIBIS-like. Gene Ontology annotation, cellular component: nucleus. NCBI's taxonomy places the organism in Eukaryota, Viridiplantae, Streptophyta, Magnoliopsida, Fagales, Juglandaceae. The coding region runs from base 313 to 1902 and encodes 529 amino acids. Gene Ontology annotation, molecular function: DNA-binding transcription factor activity. The transcript has 4 exons. The record is from RefSeq and is a predicted model, not a curated record.